AUGGCUACAAGCGGUUCUGAUCAACCCAAUAACGAAAAUACAAAUCCCACGGUCGGCGAAAGUAAUCAACAAGCUGCAACCGGUGAAGGACCUCCAAAAACAGCGAAACAACUGGCAAAGGAAGCAGAAAAGGCUGAAAAAUUAAGAAAAUUCGAAGAAAAGCAAAAGGCAAAAGAGAAAGCUGAAGAAGAAAAAAAAAUGAAAGAGCAAGCUGGUGGAGGUGCCAAAGCAAAAGUUGUUGUUCCCGACAUCACCGAAUAUACAUCUCCAACCGGUGUUGGCGAAAAAAAAGAUAUCCAUUGCGAAUUACCCAAGGCCUACAGCCCCAAAUAUGUCGAAGCAGCGUGGUACGACUGGUGGGAACAACAAGGUUUCUUCCGUCCGGAGUACUAUGAUGAGCAUCCACCAUCGAAUAUUUCAACACCGCGAAAAUCGUUUACUAUGGUUAUUCCGCCACCUAAUGUCACCGGAUAUCUUCAUUUAGGUCAUGCAAUUAUGUGCACCUUAGAAGAUACGAUCGCCCGUUGGCAUCGCAUGUGUGGUGAAACAGUCCUAUGGGUUCCUGGAUGUGAUCAUGCUGGUAUUGCCACACAAGUUGUCGUCGAGAAGAAGCUCAUGCGUGAAAGAAAGAUCACUCGGCAUGAUUUAGGACGAGAGAAGUUUUUGGAAGAAGUCUGGAAAUGGAAAAAUGAAAAAGGUCAGUUCAAUUGUUCUCCGUACUCAAAUUCGUUUCGUAGAUUAAAUAUUUUCGCUACAGGUGAUCAUAUUUACGAGCAAAUCAAAGCUUUGGGUUCAUCGUGUGACUGGUCUCGAAAAGUAUUUACUAUGGACAAAGGUAUGUCCUAUGCUGUCGAAGAAGCAUUCAUUCGUAUGCAUGAAAAGAAAUUAAUCUAUCGUUCAACACGGCUGGUUAAUUGGUCAUGCACACUCAAGUCGGCUAUAUCAGAUAUUGAAGUCGAAAAAACAGAAUUGAAAGGUAGAACCUUAAUCCGUGUUCCUGGUUACGAAGAACCAGUUGAAUUUGGUGUCUUAACGUAUUUCGCAUACCCCGUUGAAAACUCAAAAGAAGAAAUCGUUGUUGCCACGACACGUUUGGAAACGAUGCUUGGUGAUACCGCCGUUGUUGUCCAUCCGGAUGAUGAUCGUUAUAAAAGUUUACAUGGUAAAUUUGUUCAACAUCCAUUUUUACCGCGGCGCAUACCAAUCCUCGCUGAUACCAUGGUUGAUCCUUCUUUUGGUUCUGGUGCAGUUAAAGUUACCCCAGCACAUGAUCCAAAUGAUUUCGAUUGUGGUCGUCGUCUCAAUUUACAGUUCAUUACAUGCAUCAACGACGAUGGUUCGAUGUCAGCUGAAUGCGGUCCCUAUGCGGGCAAGCCACGUUUCGAAGUUCGACGUCAAUUGUUGAACGACUUGAAAGAACGUGGUCUUUAUCGUGACUCGAAAGAAAAUGAAAUGAUUCUUCCCAUCUGUAGUCGAAGUAAAGAUAUUAUCGAACCAUUAUUGAAACCACAAUGGUAUGUCAAUUGCAAGAAGAUGGCUGAACGUUCGAUUGAAGCUGUUCGAACGAAAGAAUUGAAAAUUUUACCAAAUAUUUUCGAACCUGUUUGGUAUCGCUGGCUAGAAGAUAUUCGUGAUUGGUGUAUAUCGCGACAAUUAUGGUGGGGUCAUCGCAUACCAUCUUACUUUGUUAGUUCACCUGAUAUCGAACCAGGAAGUGAAACUGAUGAUAAAUAUUGGGUUAGUGCACAUUCGCGAGAUGAAGCACUUGACAAAGCAGUACAGAGAUUCAAUGUUUCGAAAGACAAAAUUCAAUUGCAACAAGAUGAAGAUGUUCUCGAUACGUGGUUUUCAUCCGGUCUCUUUCCAUUUUCAUCCUUUGGUUGGCCUAUGGAAACUGACGAUCUCAAACGAUUCUUUCCAACAACUUUACUCGAAACUGGCCAUGAUAUUCUCUUCUUCUGGGUUGCACGUAUGGUCAUGAUGUCAUUAGAAUUAACCGAUCGUUUGCCAUUUACCGAAAUUUAUCUCCAUGCCAUCAUUCGUGAUGCACAUGGUCGUAAAAUGUCAAAGACACUGGGUAACGUCAUUGAUCCACUCGAUGUCAUUAAUGGUAUCACAUUGGAAAAACUUCAAGAGCAAUUGAAAACUUCAAAUCUUGAUCCGAAGGAAUAUGAACGAGCAAAACAAGGCCAACAAGAUGAUUACCCGAAAGGCAUACCCGAAUGUGGUACUGAUGCAUUACGGUUUACAUUGUGUUCAUAUGCCAACCAAGGUCGAGAUAUAAACUUGGACGUUUUACGUGUCGAAGGUUAUCGACGUUUCUGUAAUAAACUCUGGAAUGCCAUUCGAUUUGCCAUGUCAAAGAACUUGGAUAUCAACAAUGAGAACUGUUUUCAACCACCUGCCGAAUUUAAAUUAACUGGUUAUGAAAAACCAUGCGAUUUAUGGAUUAUAAGUCGUUUGAGUUACGCAAUUGAACAAUGCGAAACCGGCUUCGAAAAUUAUCUCUUUCCACAAAUCACCACCGCCAUCUACAACUUUUGGCUCUAUGAAUUAUGUGAUGUCUACAUUGAAUACGUUAAAAAAGAUCUCUACGCCAAGGAACCAGAUCCACACAGACAAGAAACAAUUAAAUUGAUCUUGUACACUUGCUUGGAUAAUGGCUUGAGAUUGUUGGCACCAAUUAUGCCUUAUGUCUCGGAAGAACUUUACCAACGAUUGCCCAAACCGAAUGGAGGAAAGGAUGCACCACCAAGUCUUUGCGUUACACCUUAUCCAAAAUCGAGUCAAUUCGGUCAAUAUCGUAAUAAGGAUGUCGAGACAAAUGUCGCAAAAGUCUACGAUUCGAUCAACAAAAUUCGUUCGUAUCGAUCGGCAAAUAAAAUUGUUUCCAAACAAAAGGAUAAUCUUUACAUUCGCGCUGAACCUUCCACGGUUGCAUUGUUUGAUGAAUACGCUGAUUUGAUUCAACCGCUUGCUAACAUUGAUACAAUUCAAAUGCUCAAAGAGGAUCCAUCAAGCGCCGAGAAUACCUAUACGAACAUCGCUACAACAUCGGAUUAUACGUUUUAUUUUCGUUCAAACUGA
Messenger RNA from Adineta ricciae, 3087 nucleotides. The record is from the annotation of a GenBank genome assembly. Lineage: Eukaryota; Metazoa; Rotifera; Eurotatoria; Adinetida; Adinetidae.